GACGACUACUCGCUCGACUCGCUCGCCGCGUACGGCACGGCGCUGAAGGAGCACCAGGCGACCGAGGCGUCGCGCGAGGGCGGCCUGUCGGCGGCGCACACGGCCGCGCACGAGUACCUCGCCGGCCUCGUCGCCUCGGAGCAGUCGCGCAUCCGGAAGGCCGGCGGCGACGAGCGCGUCGACUCGGCCUUCCUCGCCAAGCUCGAGGCGGCGAUGGAGGAGCACGAGACCAAGUUCGACCAGGCACGCGCGCCCAUCAAGUUCCCCGUCUCGGCCGAGGCGAUGGAGAAGAUCAUCUCGACCAAGGUCGAGGUCAUCGCGCUCACCAACGCCCUCGACGCGUGCGUCAACAUCGCCGGCCGUGUCUGCUUCCUCGGCCUCAAGGACGCCUUCACCUUCAGCGCCGCCGUCGAGAUGACCUACACGCACGAGGCUAGCGACGUCGAGGAGCACGAGGCGGACCACCAAGCGAUCGUCGAGCUCAUCGACGCCGCCCUCGCGUCGCUCGACGCCAAGCCGGCCGGCGCUGUGAUCAAGAGCGCCCUCGUGGCGCACUACGUCGCCUUCGACCGCUUCGAGGCGCGCAGCCCCGGCCCCUCGCCCCUGCUCACGCCCCUGCAGCGCAGCACCGCCCCAGCCCCUCCCGCUGUCCCCGUCCAUGCCUCACGCCCCGCGCCAUCCCUCGCUGCGCGCAGGCCGUCGUGUCGGUGUAAGCUCCUCAAGACGGGCACAAGCCUCGCACGGAUUUGCUGGGGCGGCAUCACGCCACCUGGCAUGUCUCGGCGCGGCGCCGAGGCACAGAGCCGCUGCGAUGCAGCGGCGGCAAGGCACGGCGGCGAAAGCACCAUCGCCGGGCAGUCUCGGGGUGGCGUGGAGGGCUUCUCGAGCUCUGCCGGCGGGGCGGCCGCCGCUCACGGGCACGCGACGCGAGGAGGCGUCGCCGAGGGCGUCGAGGAGGCGCUCGACGAGGCGUGGCCGCGGGCCGGGUCCUCUCAUAGCCUCGGAGGCGCCGCUGCAGGCGGCGGCGGCAACAGCGGUUCACAGGAUGAGGGUUCAGAGGACGAGGGUUCAGAGGACGAGGGUUCAGAGGACGAGGCGGCGAGCACCCGCUGCUGGGCGAGAGCAGCGGCGCAAGUCGGCGUCGAUGGCGCCGUCGCCGCAAAGCGUGAUCGAGAUCGCUUUGGCGGAGGCGCGAGCGACGCGGUGCACGACGAGGGGGCGGGCCUCGUCUCGGUGGGCGGCGGCGGGCCGCCUGGCAUGUCUCGGCUCGGCGCCGAGGCACAGAGCCGCUGCGAGGCAGCGGCGGCAACGCGCGGCGGCGGAGGCACCAUCGCCGGGCAGUCUCGGGGUGGCGUGGAGGGCCACUCGAGCUCUGCCGGCGGUGCGGUCGCCACGCACGGGCACGCGACGCGAGGAGGCGUCGCCGAGGGCGUCGACGAGGCGCUCGACGAGGCGCGGCCGCGGGCCGGGUCCUCUCGGAGCCGCGGAGGCGCCGCUGCAGGCGGCGGCGGCGAGAGCGAAGUCAGCAGGCAGAGCGGCUGUGGCGGUGAGGGCCAUGCGGGCUCUGCUGCCGGCUCGCUCGCCUCUCUCGAGGACGCGACGGCCGGGACAGCCGUCGCUGCAGCCGGCGGCACCGCGCCGCCUGACGAGCCGCGUCCGUGGACAGCGGCGAGCACCCGCUGCUGGGCGAGAGCAGCGGCGCAAGUCGGCGUCGAUGGCGGCGUCGCCGCAAAGCGUGAUCGAGAUCGCUUUGGCGGAGGCGCGAGCGACGCGGUGCACGACGAGGGGGCGGGCCUCGUCUCGGUGGGCGGCGGCGGGCCGCCUGGCAUGUCUCGGCUCGGCGCCGAGGCACAGAGCCGCUGCGAGGCAGCGGCGGCAACGCGCGGCGGCGGAGGCACCAUCGCCGGGCAGUCUCGGGGUGGCGUGGAGGGCCACUCGAGCUCUGCCGGCGGUGCGGUCGCCACGCACGGGCACGCGACGCGAGGAGGCGUCGCCGAGGGCGUCGACGAGGCGCUAGGCGAGGCGCGGCCGCGGGCCGGGUCCUCUCGGAGCCGCGGAGGCGCCGCUGCAGGCGGCGGCGGCGAGAGCGAGGUCAGCAGGCAGAGCGGCUGUGGCGGUGAGGGCCAUGCGGGCUCUGCUGCCGGCUCGCUCGCCUCUCUCGAGGACGCGACGGCCGGGACAGCCGUCGCUGCAGCCGGCGGCACCGCGCCGCCUGACAAGCCGCGCCUGUGGACAGCGGCGAGCACCCGCUGCUGGGCGAGGGCAGCGGCUCAAGUCGGCGUCGAUGGCGCCGUCGCCGCAAAGCGUGACCGAGAUCGCUUUGGCGGAGGCGCGAGCGACGCGGUGCACGACGAGAGGGCGGGCCUCGUCUCGGUGGGCGGCGGCGGGCCGCCUGGCAUGUCUCGGCUCGGCGCCGAGGCGCAGAGCCGCUGCGAGGCAGCGGCGGCAACGCGCGGCGGCGGAGGCACCAUCGCCGGGCAGUCUCGGGGUGGCGUGGAGGGCCACUCGAGCUCUGCCGGCGGUGCGGUCGCCACGAACGGGCACGCGACGCGAGGAGGCGUCGCCGAGGGCGUCGACGAGGCGCUAGGCGAGGCGCGGCCUCGGACCAUGUCCUCUCGAUGCCGCGGAGGCGCCGCUGCAGGCGGCGGCGGCGAGAGCGAAGUCAGCAGGCAGAGCGGCUGUGGCGGUGAGGGCCAUGCGGGCUCUGCUGCCGGCUCGCUCGCCUCUCUCGAGGACGCGACGGCCGGGACAGCCGUCGCUGCAGCCAGCGGCACCGCGCCGCCUGACGAGCCGCGUCCGUGGACAGCGGCGAGCACCCGCUGCUGGGCGAGAGCAGCGGCUCAAGUCGGCGUCGAUGGCGCCGUCGCCGCAAAGCGUGAUCGAGAUCGCUUUGGCGGAGGCGCGAGCGACGCGGUGCACGACGAGGGGGCGGGCCUCGUCUCGGUGGCCGGCGGCAGGCCGCCUGGCAUGUCUCGGCUCGGCGCCGAGGCACAGAGCCGCUGCGAGGCAGCGGCGGCAACGCGCGGCGGCGGAGGCACCAUCGCCGGGCAGUCUCGGGGUGGCGUGGAGGGCCACUCGAGCUCUGCCGGCGGUGCGGUCGCCACGCACGGGCACGCGACGCGAGGAGGCGUCGCCGAGGGCGUCGACGAGGCGCUCGACGAGGCGCGGCCGCGGGCCGGGUCCUCUCGGAGCCGCGGAGGCGCCGCUGCAGGCGGCGGCGGCGAGAGCGAGGUCAGCAAGCAGAGCGGCUGUGGCGGUGAGGGCCAUGCGGGCUCUGCUGCCGGCUCGCUCGCCUCUCUCGAGGACGCGACGGCCGGGACAGCCGUCGCUGCAGCCGGCGGCACCGCGCCGCCUGACGAGCCGCGUCCGUGGACAGCGGCGAGCACCCGCUGCUGGGCGAGAGCAGCGGCGCAAGUUGGCGUCGAUGGCGCCGUCGCCGCAAGACGUGAUCGAGAUCGCUUUGGCGGAGGCGCGAGCGACGCGGUGCACGACGAGGGGGCGGGCCUCGUCUCGGUGGGCGGCAGCACGCCGCCUGACAUGUCUCGGCUCGGCGCCGAGGCACAGAGCCGCUGCGAGGCAGCGGCGGCAACGCGCGGCGGCGGAGGCACCAUCGCCGGGCAGUCUCGGGGUGGCGUGGAGGGCCACUCGAGCUCUGCCGGCGGUGCGGUCGCCACGCACGGGCACGCGACGCGAGGAGGCGUCGCCGAGGGCGUCGACGAGGCGCUCGACGAGGCGCGGCCGCGGGCCGGGUCCUCUCGGAGCCGCGGAGGCGCCGCUGCAGGCGGCGGCGGCGAGAGCGAGGUCAGCAGGCAGAGCGGCUGUGGCGGUGAGGGCCAUGCGGGCUCUGCUGCCGGCUCGCUCGCCUCUCUCGAGGACGCGACGGCCGGGACAGCCGUCGCUGCAGCCGGCGGCACCGCGCCGCCUGACGAGCCGCGUCCGUGGACAGCGGCGAGCACCCGCUGCUGGGCGAGAGCAGCGGCUCAAGUCGGCGUCGAUGGCGCCGUCGCCGCAAAGCGUGAUCGAGAUCGCUUUGGCGGAGGCGCGAGCGACGCGGUGCACGACGAGGGGACGGGCCUCGUCUCGGUGGGCGGCAGCACGCCGCCUGACAUGUCUCGGCUCGGCGCCGAGGCACAGAGCCGCUGCGAGGCAGCGGCGGCAACGCGCGGCGGCGGAGGCACCAUCGCCGGGCAGUCUCGGGGUGGCGUGGAGGGCCACUCGAGCUCUGCCGGCGGUGCGGUCGCCACGCACGGGCACGCGACGCGAGGAGGCGUCGCCGAGGGCGUCGACGAGGCGCUCGACGAGGCGCAGCCGCGGGCCGGGUCCUCUCGGAGCCGCGGAGGCGCCGCUGCAGGCGGCGGCGGCGAGAGCGAA
This is a messenger RNA of Emiliania huxleyi CCMP1516, 4371 nucleotides long. RefSeq lists its product as hypothetical. The record is from RefSeq and is a predicted model, not a curated record. NCBI's taxonomy places the organism in Eukaryota, Haptophyta, Isochrysidales, Noelaerhabdaceae. The annotation marks the transcript as partial. The transcript has 4 exons.